GAAAAUUCCACGAUGCUAUUGUUUUUGACUUCCUGAGAUUAUAAAAUUUUACUUACUUCUCAUUUGCAAGAAUUCAUCUUGUGCUCACACUGCACACUGUCGAAAUGGUUGUUGUAGUAACGUCUGUAUAGAUUACAGUUUAUAAGUAAUUGUUUUGUUUUUGUCCUUGUUUGUGUCCAACUAAAUUUUCUGUAGAUCUAAACUGACUUAUUGAUUCGCUGUUUUAUUUGUUUUCGUUUGUUUGUUUGUUUGUUUUUAUUUGUUUGUUUGAUUUUCACAUAUACACUAAUUUAUUAGAAUGAUAAAACAAAACAAGAGAUUGCGGAAGCAAUGUCAAUUCUACAGGAUCAGGCAGACGUAGCAACAAUUAAAACUUUAUUUCCACGUUUGUCUAACGGAGAAAUAGAAGAACUUUUCUCGUCGUUCACGAACAACAAUGAAAGAGUAUUGAAAGUAACAAACUAUCUACUUGAUUGUCAAGGUAACACUGGCAAUAACGCAACUAAUCGAGUCGAUGGUACCAAUUCACUUCCUGUAAGUAGCGCAACAACAGCUUCAACUUUAUAUACGACUAGUUUAGAUGCAAAUGCUGUUUACCAGACGUCGGCCUGUGCAUCCAACACAACAGAGAGGUUACAUAACAAUACUGCUAAUUUAGGAACCAACUCUAUUGCAGAUGGAGCUACGACAUCUUGUGAUUCUUCGAACAAGAGCAUCGCAACGGACAGAAAGCGGGAGUAUAUUUGUGUUAAUAAUUCAAACGUGGAUAAACAAAUUCUUGAUUAUAGAAAUAAACAAAGUCGCUGGUCAUCAACACAUUCUGGAGAGCUCGACCGCUGUGAGUCUGGUAUAAGAAUAUCAGGCCAUGGUUUCGAUUACGGAAAGAAAAAGACAACGAAUUCCAAGCAGAGAUCAUCCUCUACUGCUCUUUCCAAGAAUACAAACUUUUGUUCAAGUCCGACUAUUUCCGAUUCUUCUACUACUACUAUUACUUCUCCUUCGAAGCGUCCUCCUCAACCGCAAGAUGAUUCAUGCAUCAUCACGGAUCAGCAAAGAGGUUUAGCAACUAAUGAGCAGUGCCCUUCGAACAGCUCAAACGUUAAUUUACCAGAUGAAAAUUUCGAUGAUUAUGAUUUUAAGUGGUACUGGAAAGAGGCGAGUGCCUCUGACGACAAAGCGACGCGUUUUGAAAAAUGGUCGGAAGAAAAGCUAGAACAAAUUUAUCGAAUUCAUAAUGGUAAUUUUAAGUUAUUAAAAGUGAUGUUACGUAGAGACAGAAGGAUCGAAAGGUUUCAAGUCAACUUUUCAACGAUGAGACUUUUGUGUAAGAAAGUGCAAUGGCAUUUAAAACGAGUAAAAGUGAGUAAACAAAAAAAGAACCCAACAGAAGAGAAAGAAAAAGUCGAAACUCCCUAUCCAUCGACGUGGGAGGAACAACGCGACGACAGAGAACUGUUCACCGUUCCUGUUGGUGGUUCAGAAUGGCUUGAUGUUUGUCAGUUGUUUAAUGGAACAUUAGACAACAUGAAAAACGCCAUCACAGUGACGAAAGUCGAACGUGUGCAAAACAGAUGGCUGUGGAGAAAGUAUUGUCUGCAGAAGAAACUCAUGAUUGAGAAAAAUGGCGAGAAUAAUGUAAACGAGAAACUACUGUUCCAUGGCACUAGAUCAAACCAUCCCGUGUUGAUAUGGAAGGGCGAGAACAGUUUCGAUUUGCGGCAUUGUCAUUCAGGUAAUUGGGGCAAAGGGGCAUAUUUUGCAGAGAAAGCUGCAUAUUCGAUCAAUUACGCUUAUAAGAGUGGUAAUGGUGAAAAGCAAAUCUUUAUGGCAAACGUGUUGACAGGAUUUAACAUUAUGAUGGAAGGAGAUUGCUCCUUGCAACUUCCCCCUGUCAGACGAACCGAUUCGAAUGGUGUUGUAACGCGAUUUGAUUCAGUGUCUGGUUUGAGUUGGGGUUAUAAAAUCUAUGUAUUGUAUCAACUGGACGUAGCGUAUCCAUCUUAUCUCAUCACUUAUCAAGGACAUUGAUGCACACAGCGUAAGAAGAAGAAUGCGAUAUGGCAUCGGUCUCCACAAAGAUUGGUAUACAAAUUUAGCAGCACAUUCUAUAGUCAUAAAACAAGGCAACAUGUUUCCUUGAUUAUAUAUAUAUAUAUAUUUUUAUUUGUUAUGCAUUUUUUACUCAGUAGCAGCAUGAAUACUGCAUGAGAAAAAGAUACACAAGAAACUUAUAAAAACCUAAAUCAAUGUUUGUUGCAUUUGCAGUCAAGCAUGUAUCUAUGCGAACCAAAACAUAUUUGAUUUAUUUAAUGUAAAAUAAUUUUAUUGGAACCACUUCUUUCCUUUCUUUACUUUUCUAUCCUUAAAACAGAUUGAUAAAUAGAAUUUAAUAAUUAUUUAAACACAGUGGGGUUAACAGUGGGGUUAACAGCUUUGAGAUUAAAAGUCUUGUUCAUAAGAAAUCUAUGUUGAAUAUUUAGAGCCUUGUUACCUUAACUUUGGCAUUGAAAAAAUAGUGAUUGACAUUUUGAGGGAUUAAAACUGUUUUUACACCUGCAGAUACUACAUAUUUUGUUGACUUCGUAACGCUGUAAGGCCUUUAGUGUAAACAAGGCGUUAAGACGCAGUGACGAUGACAAUUCCAUGACAGUUAGUUAUUAUGUUAAUAAUAUCGAUCCAAAUAUCGGACUACCUGAUGCUGGAACAAACAAAAAACAAAUUAAAAAAGCUUCACUAUAGCUAUUGUAUUAUACUAGAUGUGGAUAGUUUUUCAUUUUUGUAAAUAUUCAGGCUUCUGUAUAAAAUUAGUAACAUAUUAAUUGAUUUUAGGCUUAGCAAUUUUGCAA
Hydractinia symbiolongicarpus is the source of this 2846-nucleotide messenger RNA. RefSeq lists its product as uncharacterized. The coding region runs from base 331 to 2028 and encodes 565 amino acids. The record is from RefSeq and is a predicted model, not a curated record. Lineage: Eukaryota; Metazoa; Cnidaria; Hydrozoa; Anthoathecata; Hydractiniidae. The transcript has 5 exons. Gene Ontology annotation, molecular function: NAD+ poly-ADP-ribosyltransferase activity.